CGUUUUGGUUAAGAUGCAGAAUUAACAACACACACACGUGGGGGCCAAAUCAGUGAUUGGUCACACAAUACAUGACAUAAACUGAAAUUCUAAGAAUCGAAAAGAUAUUGAGAAAAAUAGCAAACAACACACAAAAGAAGAAGAAUUUUCUUUAUAUGUACUUCUAACUUUUUUUUUUGAAAAAAUGGUUCAGUGUGUUGUAAAAAAUUGUGAAAAUAAAUUAACAAGAAGUAAACAGCGUAAACGAACCGGAAUUACAUAUCAUCGGUUUCCUAAAGAUCCAUUUCUUAGAAAACAAUGGGCGAGAGCUUUACAAUUAGGUAAAGAUGUUAUUCUCAAUAAUCAACGGGUUUGUUCGAAACAUUUUUUAAAACAUGAUAUUGACAAAAGUAUAUCGUCCAGAAUAAGAGUGAAAAAGAAUGCCAUUCCUUUUUUGAGUUCUUUUUACGCAUGUGAAAUAAAGAAGGAAGUCGACAAUGAUUCACAAGUCAGUGAAUCGGAGGAAGAGAAAUUUUCACCGUUUUCACCUAAAAAACUACAUAAUCUCGAUGCGUUUAUAACUUCUGUUGAAUGCGAUGGCACAUUAAAAAGAUCACCAUCAUUAAUUUUCGAUUCACCUUAUAAGAGUUUCUUAGAAAUAUCCGUUGUUCGAAAAGAGGAUGAAGUAACAAAUGAAAAUAAAUUUCGUUUGAGACCAGAGAAGUUUAACGAUCGAGGAACGUCACUAUCACCACAAAAAGAAAUCACAAUUCCAAAGGUAGAAUUAAAUCAAGACAGUUGUGAGGAAAAAAAUAAUUAUCACAAGAAUAAUGUAAUAGCUGAUAAACUAACUGAAAAACUGCGUCUUGCUAGUUUAAAUAUAAUGACAAUGGAAAAGGAUAUAAAUAGUUUGAGACAAGAGAUAAAUAAACUGCAAAAAUCAGUUUCCGAAUACACAAUGACCGUUAAGAUUUAUUAGUUUUAAAAAGAUAAGUUGAAUAUUUGAAUUUAUGUAAUUUUGUUCCAUUAGGGUUUAAAAAUCGUGUUUCAUAUAAUUUUCGUCAAUUUUUUUCCGUUCUCGUUUUUUUUCGAAAAUAACUGCAGAAAAUAUUGUUUAAUUUUUCAACUUUUCUUUGUGUUAUUUAUAUUCAUGACAAAUAUACUAAUCGAACUUCUGCCGAUUAUUAAAGACAUCAGAAAAUAAAAUUGUAAAGUAUUAGUGCAUGUUAUAAAAAAGUAUAUAGUAUUAUUUAUAUAUGUAAAACAUUGAUAGAAUUUAAGAUGUCGAGAGUUACCGCACUGUUAAGUAACAUUAAUUUCUUUUGUACCUGUAAUUUAUAGAUUUUUGUAAAAAAAAUAUACGUAAAAAAUAAUUUUUUCAGAAAA
Leptopilina heterotoma is the source of this 1365-nucleotide messenger RNA. RefSeq lists its product as uncharacterized. Lineage: Eukaryota; Metazoa; Arthropoda; Insecta; Hymenoptera; Figitidae. The record is from RefSeq and is a predicted model, not a curated record. Gene Ontology annotation, molecular function: sequence-specific DNA binding. The transcript is spliced from 4 exons. The coding region runs from base 185 to 958 and encodes 257 amino acids.